This is a messenger RNA of Schizosaccharomyces octosporus yFS286, 2979 nucleotides long. RefSeq names its product karyopherin Kap111. The record is from RefSeq and is a predicted model, not a curated record. Gene Ontology annotation, biological process: protein import into nucleus. Lineage: Eukaryota; Fungi; Ascomycota; Schizosaccharomycetes; Schizosaccharomycetales; Schizosaccharomycetaceae. Gene Ontology annotation, cellular component: nuclear membrane; cytoplasm. The transcript has 8 exons. Bases 1 to 2979 code for a protein of 992 amino acids.
AUGGAGGGAGAUGCAAUAGCAUAUGCAAAUGAACUUGUACAUAACCUAUAUUCUGGGUCUUUAAAUCCAGCUUCAAUCACAGUUGUUGAAAAGGAACUACAAAGGGUUCAGAAAUCCGAGUCUGGAUGGAGCAUUGGAUUAUCGAUGCUACAAAAUUCGGAUGUCUACCAACAGUUUUUUGGAGCUCUGACAUUGCAAAUGAAGAUAAACACUCAGUGGGAAUCUUUAGAUGGAAUUAGCCGAACGCAACUAUCACAUCGAUUGUUAGAGAAAUUAUUGAAUAAUGAACAACUACCAAGCCUUGUUGAACGUAAAAUUAUAUGUACUUUAGCAGCGUUAUCCAUUAAAUGUGAGAUUAACGAACAAGCUCACUUUACGUUCUGGAUCAUUUAUAGUUUAUACUACAAUGACUAUAACGUUUUAACAAACCUUUCAAAUUCGUCUGAAGUUCUUCCACCGCUUCCACCUUCCGCAUACUCUUCUCAAAAUGCAUACCUAGCUACGCUUUUCUUAAAUGAACUUUUCCUUGAGCUAUCCUCGUCCCUAUACACGAAAGAAGACGAAAACUUAAUUUUUAAAAGAUUUUUUAACUCCUGCUCUGACUUUAUUGCUCUUAUUUUGACAUCUGUUUUCCAAACCUGUCCGUUCCAAUUAUCAGAAAGAAGCAGCAUUCAAGCUUUAGAGCAAGCCUUAAAUUGUGUAAUUUCUUUGUCAGCAUAUCUUCAAAAGAACUCUGUUUCCAUAAGCACCGGGUUUCCUCAGCUUACAGAAUGUAUAGAUUCUACUGUAAAUUGCCUUGCGUUGGAUCCUGUUUCAGAAAAAGCGAUGAAUAUACUAAGCGAUCUUUUAGCAAGUUAUGCCCAUUUGGUGUCUAAAAACACCAUUCAGAAACUUUGGGAUAUUUUGGUAGGAGAAUGGGGCGAAACUCGCUUGAAAUUGGAAUUAGAUCAAGCAGACAGUGAAGAGGAGAAUGAUUUCUCUUUCUUAAACUUGAUAAUUGGGUUUUCUGAGUCUAUGCUCAAUUAUAUAAUCGAUAACAUUCAAGAGGAUAAGUGUGUUAAGGUAUUGUAUAUAUUAGUUUCGCUCUUAGGCUUUCCUGGCUACGCAAUCGCAGAAGAAGAAGUAAGCUGGCGUACAUUGGAAUUUUGGACAACUUUAAUUGAAGACUUUGCUAUGAGUGACUCCUUGUCAGAUCCUGUAAGGAACAAUGUUUUUCAAGGACUUGCAUUUUCUGCGAUGGACAAAGUUUACUACAAGAUGUUGCUUCCUUCUAGUACCCAGUGGAAAGAGUGGCCUUCAAAUAUUCGCGAUGCAUUCCAUAGCUAUCGAAGGGAUCUAGGCGAUCUAUUAGAGAGUUCUUAUUCUAUAUUUGGAGAGAAAAUGCUUACCAUGUAUGUAACCAAUAUUGAAUCUCUACUGCAUGACGAUAUAAAGGAUUGGCAGCCACUCGAAGCUUCCUUUUAUUGCUUAACAUGUAUCCUAGACAAUGAAACUAGCGAAAGCGAAAAUCUUAAUUCUUGGCUGACACGACUAUUUAACACUAAUUUUCCCGCCAAAGCAGCUGGGUUUGGUAAUAUUCUGUUGUUAAAAACUACCUCUCAACUUCUGAGUGAUGCCUCUUCUUUUCUUCAAAAAAACCCCCAAUACCUAAAUAUUUCAUUGCCCAUUCUUUUUGAUGCUUUGAAUAUUCCGGACAGCUCUCUACAGAUUAGCGCAUCCCGUUCAAUUCAUUCUUUAUGUACUACAUGCGCUGUACAUUUAGUUUCUGAAGUCGAGGGUUUUGUCUGUUUGGUUGAGAAUUUAACGCAAGCCCUUGUUGAUUACCCCUUUGUCCUUGAACGUAUAUACAGUUCUGUCGGAUUUGUGAUUAACUGCUUGGAUUCCUUGGAUUCCCAAACUUUAUAUUUAACAAGGUUGCUUUCGUGUUUGGCUUCGCCUUUACAACCAAAUAAUUAUCCGGAUCUUGAUACCUUUGAGAAUGUCAUUAAAGCAUGCCUUCAAAGUUUGGUUGGUUUGGCAAUUAGCCAAAGUCCUUCAAAUAAUAAAUCUAUCUUUGACGUUGAGAAGGUUGAAGACAAAGGUUUAUAUUGGGACAAGCCUCAGAUAUUGGCUUUUCAGGAAAAAGUGAUGUCUUUUCUAACCUAUACUGAGUCCUCGGCCUUACAGUAUGCAGACGUUGUCGGUUUUAUUUGCAAAAUCAUUAUCGCUGGAUUGAACGAGCUGGAGCCUUCACCGUUUUCGUUACAUAUAUCUGCCACAGUGCAAUAUUUCUGCGCUAGAUUUACUGAGUUUCCAGCCUCUAUCCUGUUAACAUUAGCUUCAGCUAUUUUGACGUCUCCAUAUGGUCAAAAUUAUAUGUCGGAGGAUUUGCUACAUAGCAUGAUUAUGGCAGUACAGAGCCGGCUUAUGUCAAGUGAUGAGGAAUUUUUCGAGAAAAAUAUAGAUGUAACGAUUGAACUAUAUCACUUCUCUACAAUCUUUUACCAGAAAUAUCCAAGUUUUCUAGAGUUACACCAUUUGGAGAUCCUACAGUUUUUAUUAGAAAAAGCGGUAUACACGCUGUGUAAGCCAGAACGCUUACUUGAAUCUGCAUCUGGACAAUUCUUGUCUUCGUUUAUCACUAUAGAAAUUAAUUCCCAGUCGAAGGAAGUACAUAAUAAUUUGUUGGAAUCAAUCCGAAUGCCACUGAUCACGAAAAUCUUACUGGGUUUUGGAGGAGGCGCAUCAAGAAGCUCACUCCCUCUUUUGUCCGAUAUCUUAGGAAAACUAAAAACACAGAAUUUUGGGGCUACGAAGACAAUUCUUACUCAUUUAUUGUCCUGCGAAGGCUUUCCGUCCAUCAAAGUCAGUAAUGAAGUGAAGCGACGGUUCCUACAGGAUUUAUUAAAAGUAAGGAUCAAAGAUAAAGUCAAAGACUUUUGGAUUAUAAGUAAGGGUUUCGAGUCUACACCUUAUGGUAAUUCUAGUUGGACAUUCUAA